AUGAAUUGUGAAUCUACUUCCACGUUCGAUACCUCGAACAUCCUCGAUGAUGAUGAUCUCCAGAUAAAUGAUUUCAGUGAAAUCCCUCUACAUGCCUCGCCAGUGAAAAGGCCGUCUACAACUCCAUAUGAUGCUUCGCCGUCGAAGUCACCUGCUUUCCUCAAUAUGAAUAGCUUCCCAGAUCUUCGAACACUGCCUAAUGAGCUCUUUCAGGUCACACACCAUCUCCGAUCAAGAGAAUUGCUCGAUAAACCACUCAAGAACGACAAGAUUGAAAAGCUCCUUAGCGAGCUAGAAGAGGAUAACAGCGACUUUGAGCUUGAUGAUCAGCUACGCACAAGAGUGUUUCGUGCUCGCUUGAGGAAGCAGCCUUCAGACUCAUUGGACAUGAAGUUGGACUCUUUUCUAGACGACAGCUCCACAAAGGAGUUCUCUCAACAACGGGUGGCAAAACGAUUUAACGAUGAAAACAAGGAAAAUAGCCUACGUCCCAGCAAGAAGCUCAGGCUCUCUGACAGACCGAGAAGGAGCAUGUCUUCCAUUCCUUCCUUACAGCCAUUGUCCAAUAUCACCGAUACAAAUUCAAGAAGUCCUAAUCGCUCCCCUCAGCGUAUAUGCGUGCCUAGGAUGCGAAGGCCUCUGAGGCCCUGUCUCAAAGAGCUGCUGCUGCGGCUGCCAAUACAAAUAUUCAUGGUCGAAUCGCUGACAGGGCUAGUCAACGACGCUACUCAGUUUGGCACAGAGCUCAAUGCCUCCAAUUGCGAGGGUUUCCUCAUGCCAGAUAACGUUAAUGAGAUUGUUCAGAUCCCACGAACGAAGUGGGCCGCUGGCAAAGAAGAAGCUAGCUAUCAUCAAGGCUCAUCAUAG
This is a messenger RNA of Candidozyma duobushaemuli, 867 nucleotides long. RefSeq lists its product as uncharacterized. The record is from RefSeq and is a predicted model, not a curated record. The coding region runs from base 1 to 867 and encodes 288 amino acids. The transcript has a single exon. Lineage: Eukaryota; Fungi; Ascomycota; Pichiomycetes; Serinales; Metschnikowiaceae.